UCCUCUUUAGUGUUUUGGGAAUUGAGGUUUGAUUUUGAACAAUCCUGGUAUUUGGGCUUGCUUUUUCCAUAGGAUUAAGGGACUGACCACUACAAAAUUAUUGUCAUUAUGCAUACGAAAUUUCAAUUUAUUUGCUGCAAGAGGCAUGCAUCUAGGUCUUUGAGGACACGUUUUCUCUUCAACCUUUUUUCUGACAGUUUGGUGCCUUUUGAGGACUGAUCCCUUUCUUUUGUCUUGAGGGUUGAAACUUAAGUAUUUGCUUCAUUUGUGACUUUUUUGGGCUGCUGAGGAUUCGCUGAACUGAUAGUGUAUUAAUGGAAAAAGGAGCGAAAUUGUUGUGGGGAGUGAAAACGUGCACUUAGAGGGCCCUUGGUUUACUGGAACGGAUACUGAGGAAACUGAAAUGGGACAACCAAACAGUGAAAUUCAAGGCUUUCGACUGGAAGAAGGCGAAUCAAGUAAUGUGGUUUUCUCAACUGAGGCAACCCUUGUAAGUAAAGAGUCAUCAACGUCUGGUAGUUGUAGUUGUAGCGUGAAGAAAACCAAACCUAGGGUAGCUGCUAAAGACACAGAGUUCUGCCAGAAGGACAAAUCCGUGCAUGUCAAGAUCAGUCGUCAAUUCAGGAUUGAGUUGGGCCAAUUAUUUCAGGGAGCUGUGAGUUCCCAUGAUUGGGAGCUUGCUGAGAGUUUAAUCUCGUCAACAGAUCCACAGACUCUAAAUGAUGCAUUGUGUGUCACCUUGGAUGCUAUCUGGUUUUUGGGCACCCAGCAGCAGCUGUAUGGGAUUACCGAGUUGAUUAAGAAGAUCAUUGCUAAUGGUGCUUAUGACUUUACUAGAGCCGCUCUCCGGACUUCAUUUCUUGCUUCUUGUGUCUCGGCUUGCCAGAGUCGCAUGAUGAGUCUUGCAGACACUGUAACUGUGAUGGCUCAGAGGUUGCAUGAGCGCCUCCAAGAAUGCCAUGGGGAUGAGGUCUUGAAGGCAGAAGCUGGUGCCAAGGUCCAAAAGUUCACUGAAUGGGCUUUGAAAUGUAUAGGUUCCCAUUCUCGAUGUCAGGGGAACAACGACAGAGUGAAUCAUUGCUCAGCUAUUGAAAUCCAACUUCAGUUAACUGCAUUUAAGACAUUCCUAGAUCUUGCUGGCAACCAACUUACAGGAAAGGAUUUUACAGAAGCAUUUGAUGCAGCUUGCUUUCCUCUUACUCUAUUCUCUAGCUCAUUUGAUUCUGGUUGGGCUUCUGGGAUCUCAGCCACAGUUAUCCAAGGAUUGUUGGAUAUGUUGGUGGAGGGGGGUGCAGACAAUGUUAACCAGUGUUUCCUUGAAGCCUCUCGGUUUGGCAGUACAGAACUUGUCCGCAUUUUAUUGCAGAUCGCCCAACGGAAUAGCUUGGAUGUUGAUGUUGAUCUUGCCUUGGGUUUUGCCUCACAUUACUGCAAGAUUGGAACAAUGGAGUGUCUAGUAGAAGAGGGCAAUGCCAUGGCGUUUUUGGGACCUUUAAUGAGGGCAGCUGAAAGAGGUUGCAUGCAGGUUGUCCAGUGGUUUGUUAAAAGAGGUUGUCGAGACAUGAAGCUCUGUCUGGCCCUCACUGCUGCUACCUCCAGCAGCCAAGUUGGUGUAGCUGCAUAUCUUCUACCCCAUGUUCCUAAGCAUGUCCUAAUGGCACUCAGCAUUGAAAUUCUCAAGGCUGCGGGUGAAAGAAGUGGCGGAUCACUCGAUGGUGUUGCAUUUCUCCUCCAAUCCGACUUCUUAGGUGAUCCUGUUGCUACUUACGCAGUUGCAGACAGCAUUGCCAAGUCCGAUGAUGAGGCUGUUGCUCCUGAUCUGAGGGCAUUUGUUCAAGAGCACUGGUCAGAGGCAGCGUUCUUGGAUGGAUUAAAGCAAGGACAAGAACAUUACACGAAGGUAAUGCUGAUUCUGAAGAGGGGUGAAUCUCAUAGCUUAAGGGAUCUACCAGGCCCUUUGAGGGUGGGAAUUGCAUACAUGCCACUGUACAGGGAGUGUAUCGAGGUGGAUGGUCUUUUGUUAUCACAAAGACUGAGGGGACAGCUUGUUGAAGCUGUUCGAAUGCUUGGAGGUGAGGUAUCAGAAGAGUAAAUCAAGCAGAGAGCU
Molecule: messenger RNA, 2107 nt
Organism: Hibiscus syriacus
Lineage: Eukaryota; Viridiplantae; Streptophyta; Magnoliopsida; Malvales; Malvaceae
Product: ankyrin repeat protein SKIP35-like
Source: RefSeq, a predicted model, not a curated record